This is a messenger RNA of Schizosaccharomyces japonicus yFS275, 781 nucleotides long. RefSeq names its product ER membrane protein DP1/Yop1. Gene Ontology annotation, cellular component: nuclear envelope; cortical endoplasmic reticulum; membrane. Gene Ontology annotation, biological process: endoplasmic reticulum tubular network membrane organization. Gene Ontology annotation, molecular function: membrane bending activity. Bases 118 to 693 code for a protein of 191 amino acids. The record is from RefSeq and is a predicted model, not a curated record. The transcript has 3 exons. Lineage: Eukaryota; Fungi; Ascomycota; Schizosaccharomycetes; Schizosaccharomycetales; Schizosaccharomycetaceae.
ACAACACCAGCUCAGUUGCAGCAUCCUUUCCUCUACAAACCGCAGCUGGGAGUCGCUCUGUCCAUUUGUCUGGUUUAUUCGCUCGUUUCUUUGAAAAAUCGUUCUUCUUUCACAAAGAUGUCAUACCAACAACGCAUCCAACAACAGCUGAAUGUCCUGGACAAGCGGCUGUCCGCUUUCCCCGUCCUUAAUGUCAUGGAGCAAAAGGUCGGUGUGAACAAGGUUUACAUUUGUCUGGGUCUCGCUACCGUCUACUUUGCUCUGUUGUUCCUCAACUUUGGCGGUUACUUGUUGACGAACACUUUGGCCUUUGUCAUGCCUGCGUUCUUCAGCAUCUAUUCCCUCGAGACUCCCGACAAGGAUGAUGAUACUCAAUGGCUUACUUACUACUUGAUCACUUCUUUCAUGACUGUCUUGGAGUACUGGAUUGAUUUCCUUCUUGUUUGGGUUCCCUUCUACUGGUUGAUGAAGGCUAUUUUCUUGGUCUGGCUCGCUCUUCCUCGCUUCAGCGGUGCUAGCUUGAUCUACCGUGCUAUUAUCCGCCCUUACAUUACUCCCUAUGUCAUGCGCGUCAUGAGCAGAGUGAACAACGCUGCUGCUGCUGGUGCACCUGUCCCUCCUCCUCGCUCUGAGAAGCCUGCUGCUGCUCCGGCUGCUGCUCCGGCUGCCAGUGCUACCGGCGCUCAACUUUAGCUCUUUAAGCCCGCUUUGAAAGUGCUCUGAAAGUUAUGUUGCAAUAAGAGUCAUGCUAGAAUAGUUAUGACAUGCUGUGUAUCACGUA